Messenger RNA from Haliotis rubra (blacklip abalone), 2662 nucleotides. RefSeq names its product amine oxidase [flavin-containing] B-like. Gene Ontology annotation, molecular function: oxidoreductase activity. Bases 122 to 1351 code for a protein of 409 amino acids. The record is from RefSeq and is a predicted model, not a curated record. The transcript is spliced from 15 exons. NCBI's taxonomy places the organism in Eukaryota, Metazoa, Mollusca, Gastropoda, Lepetellida, Haliotidae.
GUGGUACACAUAUAUUAUGUAAUUACACACGUAUACAUGCACGUAUUACGGACCGGUGGAUGCCAGUUUGUGAAAGCAGCUAGAGCAUUAGGUAUUGUCUCAGCAUCACGUGCAUCUGAAGAUGGAGGACAUUCAUGUGGAUGUUGCAGUUAUUGGCGCUGGCAUCAGUGGACUAAGUGCUGCCUGUUUACUCAAGAAGAGUGGAUUGAGUGUUGCUGUCCUCGAAGCCCAGAAUCGUGUCGGAGGACGGACAUACACAGUCAGGCACCCAACUCAUGGCUCUGUAGAUGUGGGCGGCGCCUACGUUGGACCCACCCAGAACAGAGUGUUCAGGCUCAUCAAGGAACUUGGACUACAAGUCUACAAUGUCAAUGACGAGAACAGGAAUGUCCUGUAUAUUAAUGGUUCCUGGUCAACCUUUAAGGGAAGCACACCAUCUAUGAAAAAUCCUUUUAGCUACCUGGAUCUCAAUCAUGCAAUCAGAACAAUUGACAAGAUGGCUGAACAGGUGCCCCUAGGUGCACCCUGGAAGGCGGCCAAGGCUAAAGAGUGGGACUCAAUGACUGUACAGGAGUUCAUCAACUCUAUUUGCUGGACAUGGGAAACGAAACGAAUAAUGAAGAUUUUCAUCAACGCCCUAUUUACAGCUGAGCUCCAUCAAUUGUCCCUUCUGUACUUCCUUCAAUACAUCCACAGUGGACAGAAUUUCAGCAGGGUGUCUCUCAUCACUGGUGGAGCACAGCUGAUGGAUCACUGGGAUCACAGAGUGUUACUCAGUCUACCCUCCACCCACAGUGGUCACCUCACUGAGUCACAGGUAGUCACAAUGUGCUCCCCCGUCACCAGCGUCACACAGGAUGAUGCAGGGGCAGUUGUCCACACCGUUGAUGGGAAAGUCGUCAAGUGUAAAUACGUGAUCAGCGCCAUGCCACUCACGCUGCUAUCCAGAGUGCGCUUCUCCCCUCCACUCCCCGGUCUGAAGGCCCAGUUGAUACAGCGAGUCCCCAUGGGCUCCGUCAUCAAGACUAACUUGUUCUACAGCACCCCGUUCUGGAGAGAGUUAGAUCUGAGUGGAAUAGCUAUGAGUGACACAGGGCCAUCUUCGACAUGUUUUGAUGACACAAAGCCAGACGGCUCCCAUCCUUCGAUCAUGGCCUUCAUCCUGGCUGACCAGUGUCGCAGCCUCAGUCAACUUACAAAGGAAGAGAGAAAGCAGAAGCUGUGUCAGCAAUUUGCAGAUAUAUUCAAAUGCGAGAAGUUUUUGGAGCCUGUGGGGUAUGUGGAGAAGAACUGGUUGGAGGAUGAAUAUUCUGGGGGAUGCUACUCGGUCACACUCCCACCCGGGUACUAACACAGUAUGGAAGGGAGAUCAGGAAGCCACACCACCGUCUGUAUUUUGCUGGGACAGAAACAGCUACAGAAUGGAUGGGAUUCAUGGAUGGAGCGAUCCAGGCUGGGGAAAGGGCAGCAAGAGAGGUGUUAUUUGCUGAGGGUAAGAUUAAAGAAUCAGAGAUUUUGCAAGAUGAACCAGAAUCAGAGGACUUCCCUGCCAGGCCCCUCCCGACUUCAUGGGUAGAACAGAUCAUGCCAUCUGUGACUGCCAUGGUUGCCAGUUUAGUGGUGGCUGGCUGUGUUGCAGGUGUGGCAGUCAUUCUCCAGAUGCUGGGAUAGUGCUUUGUUUGUUUGUCUAACCCCACACUAAGCAAAUACUAAUAUUCUAGCUAUAUGACAAUGACAGGCAAUCCAGUGAUUGAGAUUAUGACCAUUAACUGCGCAUUUUGGAUACAAUGACAUGUUUGCUAAAAGUCAGUUCUAAUCGUCCCAGGGUUAACGGAGGAUUUGGCUAUCAUAUUGCAGAGGGAGUGAUCAGGCUUUCUGAGGACAGGCAAUCACUCCGCACAUGCUUGGAUAGGGAUCAGCGGUGGCAGGUUAUUAAACUGCAUAUGCUGUGAUAUUCUACCCCAUCCCCUUCCAAAACAAUUAAUGAGAAAAACUAUUAUGAGGAACUGAACAAAUGUAAUAAUUGCUCCUUGUGGAACAACAUCUAUGUGCAGUGUUCACGAAUAGUGUUGCACCCUCAAACAAAGCGGCAUAUUCUCAGACAGUCCUAUGUAAGUCUACAACCCGCCGGCCCCAGUGUCCAACUGCAUAUUUCAUAAAGACUUUGACUGAAGUUGUUACAUGUGAUACGUCACACUUGUUCUCUGUUUGUAAAUUUUACAUUUGUUAAUAGUUUCAAUGCCAAUUAUAAGAAAUGUUAUAUCUGAAAUGUGUGUUUAAUUUUUUUCUAUGGGUCCUGUGAAUUUUCAGUGGGUCAACCAGACAUCUGAAACUUACAGGACCCAAUGUCCUGUUACUUUGAAACACCAUUCAUGAACACUGCACUGGUGUACACAUAGGGGUCCCUGGUGUAGACAUGGGGGUCACUGGUCUGGACAGGGGAUCUAAAAGAUAGGGCUGCACAGUAUUACCUGUAUACCAGGAAACUGCAGUACAAAAUUGUAACAAUUAAGUACAGCAAUACGUUAUGAUAUACCAGUUUACUGACAAAGAUUUUUUUGUUCAAUUUAAACUCACAUAAAACUGAUCUUGUUCAUCCUUUUACCAAAGCUACAUUGUCAUUGUGACGGAUCUGCGCGAACAAACCUUCAGUGUAACGUAA